AAAAAAACACGAGGGAAACCCUAGAAAGAAAGAAAGAUAGAAUCACCAUUUUCAACAACGCUGCUUCCGCGGUGGCGUAAGGAGAUGGAAGUGGAGGACGAAGACGACGAAGUGAAGAAGGAUAAGAAGCUGAUAGCUGAAACGAUUGAAGUGUUGAACAAUUUCUUCAAAACCGUUUCAGACACAAAGACUGCCGUCACCGCCGAGGAACGAAGGGUGAUCUCGUCGGCUUUCGUGAAGAUGAGCGCUAUCCGUUGCGCUGUCCGUCGCAAUCCACCGCCCGCUGCGGCGGAUAUCAGAGAGUGCAGAUCGAAAAUGGAGAAAGAGAUCUCUGGAAUCUGUAAUAAGCUCUCAAAUCUCACCAUCAAGGAUUCCUAUCGCCGUCAUCUUCUUCGCCUCAAAUCCUCCCCCUCCUCCACUUACCAGGCUUCAAUAAUGCACCAAGGCACAAGGAAGCAGAACUCUGUAAAGGCUCAACAAUUGCAGCAGGGCACUAGUAUUACCAAGGAAAACUACUUGGAGAAACUCAUCCUAGAGAGGAAGGAUUACGACGAAACAGCCCGUUUCAUAGAAACGUCUUUACGCAUGCACACCACCAAAGAGGAUAGGGAUGUUCUCCUCAGAGCAUACGGGAAGUUCAUUAAAGUUGAUAUUAUGUUGCAUGAUCUCAUCAGAUCAAUCAAGGAUUCCAAUGAAACUCAGGGAAAAGAUCUUAACGUGCCACAUUUGAUCAGCAACUACAGAUCCAUAAUUGUGAAGGAGCUUUCCGAAUGCGAUAAGCUGUCUAAUCUGACAAUUAAGGAAGCUUAUCUUCACCAUAUUUAUGAGUUCAAAACACAAGCCAAACCCAAAAAGUAUACCCAGAGGUUUAUCAAUCAGGAAGAGACUCCAGAUAUCUUCUUCAAGAUGAAAGGUGGGUCGUCUUCUGGAGGCUCCAAAUCACUGAACAGCAUAAACAAGCAGCCACACAUUCAUGAAGAUUUUGACAAGGAUGACUAUUAUGACCACAACAAGUGUAUCGAGGAGGAAAGAGAAAGACGUGUUCCACGAUUUGGUCAAAUUGGUAAUUGGGACCCUAUAAAUGGAGCAAUAGGAGCAGAUCUUUUGCAUGCUCCUGUAAAUCAUUCAGUAAAGCAGGUGGAACAUCAGACUUAUUAUGAUAUGAUGAGAGAGGCAUGUAAGCCUCAUGAUACAUUUCCGAAGUAUUAUGUGGCUUGCUAUGAGCUUUUUGAUGACUUUUAAGAAAGAAAAUUGUGUGGUUGUAGGUGAAGCAGAUCAUGCAUGGAUAUUUAGAUCUUAUGUCUUUGUAUCGAACUAUGUGUAGUCCUAACUUGUAUCUUGACAAAACAGAUGUUUUAUGGAUACAAUAAUUUUAUGCAUGUUUUAUUUUAUGGUCAA
This is a messenger RNA of Erigeron canadensis, 1398 nucleotides long. RefSeq lists its product as uncharacterized. The record is from RefSeq and is a predicted model, not a curated record. NCBI's taxonomy places the organism in Eukaryota, Viridiplantae, Streptophyta, Magnoliopsida, Asterales, Asteraceae. The transcript has 7 exons. Bases 85 to 1242 code for a protein of 385 amino acids.